Molecule: messenger RNA, 1431 nt
Organism: Clupea harengus (Atlantic herring)
Lineage: Eukaryota; Metazoa; Chordata; Actinopteri; Clupeiformes; Clupeidae
Gene: pop7
Product: POP7 homolog, ribonuclease P/MRP subunit
Biological process (GO): tRNA 5'-leader removal
Cellular component (GO): ribonuclease MRP complex; nucleus; nucleolar ribonuclease P complex
Molecular function (GO): nucleic acid binding
Source: RefSeq, a predicted model, not a curated record
UCCUCUGCCUCAAUCGUUAGACGAAACCCGUCGUCUGUUAGCUUUUUUUUUUUCGCGUUUGUGACUUUUAUCUUGCUGUCUGUAAUUGAUGUCCGUUCAUAUCAAACUGACAUAUAAGUCGAGCGGCCACCGAGUGCAACCUGUCUUUCGCUAACCUUAGCCAGCUGGUUGGUUUGUCUUCCUUGCCGCUCUGUUAACGCAAAGGAGGACUCGUGGUCCAGCAUUAGGUAGCCAACUACAAGCAAAAAUAGGGCCGUUGUGAACACCACAAGAAGAGAGGUCAGUUGGUACGACGCUGGACGACGUUUCAACCACAGUUCUGUUCUUCGGUACGUGCCCCUGACCACUCCGCCACCUGAUAAGAUGGCAGAGCCUCGCAGCCCAGCUCCGGUACCCCCAAACCCCGUCGGCCUUCCCUCGGAGGGAUCCGUGGUGGUUGAGAUGGACCCCGUGGAAUACACUCUCCGCAAACGGCUUCCUCGGAAGCUGCCAAAGCGGCGCAAUGACGUGUAUGUCAACAUGAAGACAGACUUCAAAGCACAGCUCGCCCGAUGCCAGAAGCUGCUGGACGGCGGAGGCACCGGCGGCCACCGGGAGAUCUGCAUUCACGGACUCGGACUGGCCAUCAACCGUGCCAUCAACAUUGCGCUGCAGCUCCAAGCGAGCAGUCAGUGGGCGCUGCAGAUCGCCGCAAACACUUCCACCGUCGAGCUGGUCGACGACCUGGAGCCGGAGGACCCGGACGAAGCCGGCGAGCCUAUCACGCGUACUCGGAACAAUUCGGCCAUCCACAUUAAAGUCUUCUACCCAGACCCUCAGUGAUAAGUGCCGUCAUUAGAAGUCAACUGGUCUACUACAGCAACUGUACUAAACGCAGUGCAUUGCUUCCUAGUAACAUUCACCUUCAUUCAUCAAACAACUUUGAACACAACCAUGAACAACUAUGAACAUUUGCAUGCGUUAAACCAUAUGUACACUGAAGAGAGAGGGUCGCCUUUUGUAUUUUUUUAUUUUUUUUUUUCAAAAUUUGAUUAGUAUUAUAGGGAUUGACAGAAGCCUAGUGUUUUGAGGACCACAUCAGUUGGUCUGUCAUCUUCCAGGUGGUUUUGUCUGCAAGGAUAAUGCCGCAGUAACUGAUUAAACAGCUGUCGCUGUGUAUAUAUUGUGUUCUCUGAAAGGAAAAGUUCAUAAGCUCAGUUGUCAUGACCAACUGGAGAAAUCUUUUGUUUAAACUCAGAAGUCAUGAACCCAUCUGGAUUAUUUAGGUUGUUUCUGACUGCAAAUAUAGAGAAGUUUUUUUUUAAUGUAUUUUUUAUUUUGAAGAGACAUCAUUUGAUGUCAACACACGGUGGUGUUGAGCAAGGCUGUUGGUGAAAAUGUGUUUGUGACUAUCCUCCUUAAAUGUUAAUUUAAUUAAAUUUUAUAUGCAGA